This is a messenger RNA of Penicillium salamii, 945 nucleotides long. The record is from the annotation of a GenBank genome assembly. NCBI's taxonomy places the organism in Eukaryota, Fungi, Ascomycota, Eurotiomycetes, Eurotiales, Aspergillaceae.
AUGCCUUGGAAAGACCACCUCAAGCAGCUCAAGGACGGCUUUAACGCCAUCAAGUCGGAAAUACAAGGGAGCUCCGACUCCCCACAAGCCCCAGCCCACCAGCCCCCGCCAAACCCUCCACCAAACCAUUUCCCAAACCUCGCGCCACAGGGACAAAACAUUUACUGGAGACCAAAUCAUGCACCCCAUGCCGCCGUGACGGCAGAGUGGGACGCGAAGCUCGGCAAUGGCCCGGACGGCUGGGGCAAUCAAGAGCUGCAGCAUUAUACCGACCAGCCACAGAAUGUCUUCUUCCCGCAAGAAAACAUCCUGGUCCUCCGCGCCAUCGCACAAAGCCAAGCCCCCACACCCGAACAGCGCUACACGUCUGCGCGGCUCGUCAGUCGACAGCCGCUCUCCCGCGACCGCGGCUGUCUCGUCGCAGUUAUCCAAUCGCCUUGCGCGCAGGGCAUCUGGCCGGCAUUCUGGCUGCUCCCUCAGGAACCCUUCGCGUGGCCCACUGACGGCGAGAUCGACAUUGCAGAGACAUGGAAUGGUGAUUGCGAGAACCAUUCCUGCUUACAUUGGGGCCAGCACCACGAACCAGAGAAGCACCGCGUUCUCGGCACCAGAAUCCAAGACAUGGCGUGUCGGCCGGUGCGGUAUGACCUUGUUUGGGACCAGCCAGGUGGGCAGGCAGGUCAAGGCCGAUUGAUGUGGUUUAUUGACGGAAGACCAAUAAUGAAAGCGGCUAUUCCGGAAGGCACACGUCCAAUGCGGGACAUGACAGUACUGCUUAACGUGGCUAUGGGAGGAAAUGUCUGCGGAGGCCAGACGCCGGCUGAUGGCGCGUAUGAUAUGGUUGUCCACGCCAUGUAUGCCGUGGACGAGCCUGAGUAUGGUGGCUGGGGUGGCUUUGAGCAUGCGUGGCAUAACCCCGGUGUGCCAGAGGGCCGUGGUUACUAG